GCUCCGGGCGCUAUAAGAGGGCGGCGGCCGCGGAGCGCACUGCGCGGAGCCGGGAGCGCGAUGGUCAGCCGCCGCGGCGCGGCAAGAUGCUGGAUGGGCCCUUGCUGGCGCGCUGGCUGGCCGCGGCCUUCGCGCUGACACUGCUGCUCGCCGCGCUGCGCCCCUCGGCCGCCUACUUCGGGCUGACAGGCAGCGAGCCCCUGACCAUCCUCCCACUGACCUUGGAGCCCGAGGCAGCCGCCCAGGCGCACUACAAGGCCUGCGACCGGCUGAAGCUGGAGCGCAAGCAGCGCCGCAUGUGCCGCCGGGACCCGGGUGUGGCCGAGACGCUGGUGGAGGCUGUGAGCAUGAGCGCGCUCGAGUGCCAGUACCAGUUCCGCUUUGAGCGCUGGAACUGUACCCUGGAGGGCCGCUACCGAGCCAGCUUGCUUAAGAGAGGCUUCAAGGAGACAGCCUUCCUCUAUGCCAUCUCCUCAGCUGGCCUGACACACGCGCUGGCCAAGGCAUGCAGUGCAGGCCGCAUGGAGCGCUGCACCUGCGAUGAGGCCCCAGACCUGGAGAACCGAGAGGCCUGGCAGUGGGGCGGCUGCGGGGACAAUCUCAAGUACAGCAGCAAGUUCGUCAAGGAGUUCCUGGGCCGACGCUCCAGCAAAGACCUGCGUGCCCGCGUGGACUUCCACAACAACCUCGUGGGUGUGAAGGUGAUCAAGGCAGGAGUGGAGACGACAUGCAAGUGCCACGGCGUGUCAGGCUCCUGCACCGUACGGACGUGCUGGCGACAGCUGGCACCCUUCCACGAGGUGGGCAAGCGCCUGAAGCACAAGUACGAAACGGCACUCAAGGUGGGCAGCACCACCAAUGAGGCCACCGGGGAGGCGGGUGCCAUCGCACCCCCGAGGGGCCGGGCCUCAGGGCCGGGCAGCGGCAGUGGUGACCCUCUGCCCCGCACACCGGAACUUGUGCACCUGGACGACUCACCCAGCUUCUGCCUGGCUGGGCGCUUCUCCCCAGGCACCGCCGGCCGCAGGUGCCACCGUGAGAAGAACUGUGAGAGCAUCUGCUGCGGGCGCGGCCACAACACACAGAGCCGGGUGGUGACACGGCCUUGCCAGUGCCAAGUGCGCUGGUGCUGCUACGUGGAGUGCAGGCAGUGCACCCAGCGUGAGGAGGUCUACACCUGCAAGGGCUGAGCCCCACUCAGAUGGCAAGCCUGCUUUGGAGGUGCACUCAAAGCCAGGAGGUCUACACCUGCGAGGGCUGAGCCCCACUCAGAUGGCAUGCCUGCUUUGGAGGUGCACUCAAAGCCAGGAGGUCUACACCUGCAAGGGCUGAGCCCCACUCAGAUAGCUGGGAUGCUCUUGUGGGGCUUCCAGUGCUAUAAGGUCUCAGCCACAGGGGCUGAGCCCCCAGACAACAAGGCUGCUUUGGGGGUGCAUCUAUAGCCAGGAAGUCUACACCCACAGGAAUUGAGCCCCUCUAGUUGCCAGGCUGCAUUUGGGGUGCACCCAGAGCCAGGAGGCCUCCAUCUGCAGAGGCUGGAGUGUGGGGGGCUGACUUGGUCAUCGCUACCCCUUCUCAAAGGCCCAGAGGCUGGAGGUGACUUUAGUCUGGCCUCCACAAUCCCUCUGCUUUGCGCUGGGGUCCAUUCUGUCCCUCCCUGAGACACCAUGCUUUCUAAGCUGUGUCUUAGCCCUGGCAGUGGUGUCCCUCCCUGCCUCCAGGCUCCUUGACAGGGUCACUGUUAUGACCCCCAUGGCCUCCGUGCCCAUCCAUGGGCUGCCCCCCAUCCCCAGCUCGGUCUCGAAGACUUAAACCACUAGGAGAAAGCUGCCGACCUGGGCUACCCACCCCUCUGACACCCAGUACUUCUCUUUGGAGUGAUAGCAGUGACUUAAAUUAUUUUAUUUAACUAAUAUAUAAGAAGUCUUUUCUGGGCCCCCACCAUGUUCCAGGCUGUACCCUAGGCCAGUCUGGGAGCCCCUCUUCCCUUCUGCUCGCCCCUGUUUGCUUUAUUAUUUGAAACCACUAUACCAGGAGACGUUGCUCUCAUUUGAAGAAGUACAUCUGUGUCUGACCACUGCUCUCAGGGCUUCUGGAAGCCGGGUCCCUGUGGUCACACUCGGGUCCCACAUGAGGAGUGACAGAGGCUGGCCUGCCCUGGGCUUCCUUUCACCAGCUCAUUCUGUGUCACCUUGGGGACAGAUGUGUGUGCACAUGUAUGUAUGCCUGAGUGUCUGUGUAUGUGAGCGUGUGUGGGUGUGUAGUAUGUGUGUACACUGUGGUCAGCUAGGAAGUGGCCUCCACCCCAAACCCUCCUGACAUAAGAUGCGAGGGAAUCCUCUCCCCUGUGUGCCCAGGGUUGGGGAGCUGUUGUGCUCCGGGAGUGCAGGCUGUGCUGGUGGGUGCACGCAUGAAGGUGGGAACUACUGAGCAAGUGGGUUCCCUGGAGUCCUGGGGCUCCAGCUCCAGGAACCCCAGGGACUGCGUGUUGCUUUUUUUUUUUUUAAAUAAAUACCUAAAUAAAAACCUAUUUAUGUGGAUGUGGGUGGCUCCACCCUGUUCUGUAUGUAAAUAGUAGAGUCUAUUGUCCUGUGGUUCAGAGAGCAGCCAGGGCUGUGCUACUUCUGGCCUGUCCUGUCCCCAGAGGGAGCCGGGGGUGCCUGAAGGCAGGUGACAGGUUCUGCCCUGCGGCCACCUGCAGGCCUGUGUGGAGAGGGUCGCAGGCGUCCCCCCACAGGUGUCCCCCCAUCUCUUCCCGCCCGGGCAGCUGCUCUCAUGACAAGACUGUAGCUCAGUCACUAUUGGUCUGAAGGCGGCGGGUCAGAAAGGCUAUUUUUUUAAUCCAGUACCACAUUAAACUCUAUGCAUAAAUAUUAAGAAAAGUAUUUUUUUAAACAAGGCAGGCUGCAAACGUCUGCUGGCUGGUUUGUUUCUAUAUUAAAUAUAUAUCAGAAGGUCUUGCUGAGUCAAGGAGCAACUCCCGCUGUCUCUCUGGCCGGGCAGCAGGGGGACACCUUGAAGGAGGAAGGGGUUCUUUGGGGGCAGCAGCCCCAGGCCCAGCCUCUGUGGGGGCUGUGCUGAGGGCCAGGCAGGUCCCGGACCCCUCUCCCCUGGCUGGGCUCCUGCGAGGGCCAGGAGGGCCAGACGCCAAGGGCUCCAUGCACGAGGCUGCGUCCGGCCUGGUCUCACAUGAGCCUGUGGCUUCUCUACCUCAUCUGUACAGCGAGUAGGUAACUCAAGUGACUUGGAGAAUGUAUUUAUUUAAUGGCUUUGUGUAACAGAACCAGAAACAAGUGGAGACACAAAAUAAAUGUAUUUUAAAUUAUG
This is a messenger RNA of Erinaceus europaeus (western European hedgehog), 3327 nucleotides long. RefSeq names its product Wnt family member 9A (gene WNT9A). Gene Ontology annotation, cellular component: extracellular region. The record is from RefSeq and is a predicted model, not a curated record. Gene Ontology annotation, biological process: multicellular organism development; canonical Wnt signaling pathway; neuron differentiation. Bases 87 to 1190 code for a protein of 367 amino acids. The transcript has 4 exons. Lineage: Eukaryota; Metazoa; Chordata; Mammalia; Eulipotyphla; Erinaceidae. Gene Ontology annotation, molecular function: cytokine activity; frizzled binding.